Messenger RNA from Leptonychotes weddellii (Weddell seal), 5249 nucleotides. RefSeq names its product tubulin tyrosine ligase like 4 (gene TTLL4). The record is from RefSeq and is a predicted model, not a curated record. Gene Ontology annotation, molecular function: tubulin binding; tubulin-glutamic acid ligase activity. Gene Ontology annotation, biological process: microtubule cytoskeleton organization; protein polyglutamylation. Gene Ontology annotation, cellular component: ciliary basal body. Lineage: Eukaryota; Metazoa; Chordata; Mammalia; Carnivora; Phocidae.
CUUGCUUACUUUAAUAGGUUUUUUGUAGAUUUCUUAGGAUUUUUCUAUGUACCAGAUGAUGUCUCCGGCAAGUAAGUAUAGUUUCACUUCUUCCUUUAUAAUCUGCAUGCAUUUAAUUUCUUUUUCUUGCCUUAUUGCACUGGCUAGAAUUUCCGGUGCAAUGUUCAACAGAAAUGAGGAGAGUAGACAUCCUUGCCUUGUUCUCAGUCUUAGAGGGAAAACGUCUAGGUUUAACUGUUAGCUGUGAUGUGAGCUAUUUCUGUGAUCUUAUGAUACGUCUCUAUCACAAUUUGAGAAUUUCCUUAGUUUUUGCAGCAUAAGAGACACUUGGGCUCAUCUGAUGCUUUCCAUGCCCCAACUGUUCUCCAAGGAGCUCUAGUUCCUUGGUUUCUUUUAUUGACAAAUGGUACGUAGUGAUCAGGGUCUAGGCACUAGGUGAGUAACAAUCACUUUUUAACUCUUCUCCCAAUGUUUUCAGAAAUCCCAACCAUCUAGUUAUAUAAAAAAUGUAAGAGCCGGAAGCAAGGGUUUUCUCUGGGUAUAUCCCAAAGCACUUUUCAAUUGUUUUUUUAGUGCCAACUCAGACCUGCCACUGAAGAACCCAGUUACUGGUAAUAUAAUAAAUUUCACAGAUGUUUCCAGAUGACAAGACUACUAUGUCUUUUUAUAAAAGAACAUUAUUUGUACUAGCUGAAAUUUUGCAGUGGAAUACUCUUUGCCUUCGCCAAGUGUGUCCCCCUCCCCACCCCUCUUCAUGGAAGCUUGAGAAGAGGGCUGAGUGGAGAGAGAUCAUUUGGUGCUAGUCAUAAUGAGCCUGAUAACUGCCAUCCCUUGAAUGUUUAGUGUGGACCAUGCACUGUGGUUUAUGUGAAUUUUCCCAAGAACCCGUUCCUCAGCUGCUCUGCCCUAAACUAACCUUUCUUUUCAGCUGGGCAUUUUCCUGUUUGGACCUUGAUUGAGGAACUUAACCAGAAACAGGCUUGUUUGCUUCUAAACUUGAACUCUGCAGGCAAUAGAAUAGUGUUUGUAUCCCCUGUUCACCCCUUAAGUCCUCCUAUUCCCCAGGGAUAAUGUGUAGGAGCAAUAAAGAUAUAAGAUUAAUAGCUCUGUGAAAUGUGUUAGAUUGUUCAAAAUACUUUUUUCCAGAUGAGGUCAGUGUGUUGGCUCCUUAAAGUAAGUUCCUCACAAGCUGUCGAUUGGAGGGUCAACUGAUGGUGGAUCCUUUAGGCUUAGUCAGAGAGAGCUGACGGACUUCGAGAAUGCAGCUGCCGCGGCUACCGGAGGUGCGUGGCACCUGUUCCGAGUUGGGCCACGAGGCCACGCGGCCAUGAUGGGGGCCCCUCAUGGCCUCCGCAGGAACAGAGCACUACAGUAUUGGCCUCCGCCAGGGAACCAGCUUCAAGCAGAGCGGCCCCUCCGGCUCGGUGCCCGCGCGGCCGCCGGAGAAGCCCUCUGAGGGCAGAGGCUGCGCGCAGGCCCAUCAGCAGGUGAAGCCAAUCUGGAAGCUGGAGCGGAAGCACGUGGGGACACUGUCAGCGGGGUUGGGCCCCGGCCUCUUGGGUGUCCCAACCCAGCCAGCGUAUUUCUUUUGCCCUGGCGCUUUGUGUAGCUCAGGGCGCUCGGCUGUCAUCGCGGGCCGCAGCGGCUCCCGUUCCCUGCACUCCCUCCCAGACCUGUUCAGCGGCACCCUGCUGAACCGCCGCACCGGCUACGGGCACAGACCCUACCAGCAGCUGGAGUCCUUCUGCUUGCGCUCCAGCCUGCCGGAAAAGAGACCUCUCUCUCUCCCUCCAAAGAGCCUCCCUGUCAGACUCACUGCCAGUAAGGCCCCUUCUUUCACGGUCUCCCCCAUGGCCCAGCCCAUGGCGUCCUCCACAGAUCCGUACCUCUCACUGGGCGCGGCUGGGGAAAACCCUUCGGGGAAGAGCCUGGCCUCUGCCAUCUCAGGGAAGAUCCCGUCUCCGCUCGCCUCCCCCCACUCCUCCUACAAGCCCAUGCUGAAUAACAACUCCUUCCUGCGGCCAAAUAGCACUAAAGUGCCUUUAUCGCAGGCCCCAGAGGGCCUGAAUACAGUACCCUCACCCAAGGCCCAUCUCGUCCCCUGGCAUCAUUCAGGGGGCACCGGAGACUGUGCACUCCAGCCCGUGGAGCACAAGGUGCCCCAGAGCAACGGCACUGUCCCAGGUGACGCCCCGGCCCCUAGCACCCUGUCCGCACCUCGCUCCUUCGACACUCUGACCACCAGUGUUGCCUCUUCCCAGUACAACCGCAGUAACUUAGCCGCAAGAGCAGAGCCGCAUUCUUGUGGCCUGGAUGGUGACUUGGUUCCUCAGGCUCUGACUAAGGAGGUUCGGUUCACCGAGGCCGUGAGGAAGUUGACUGCAAGAGGCUUUGAGAAGAAGCCAAGGCAAGGCUCCCAGUUUGAACAGUCUUGUUUCCUGAGCCCCGGCUUGCAGUGUGAUCUCCUCAACAGGACCCGGCAGUGGAGACCUCCCGUGGUAGGCCAGCAGUUCCCGCAGGAGGAUGCCGAAGCAAACAGUAGGAUCCCCCCUAGCGCCUCGGACACCUUGGAGUUGGACAGUACAGUCUUCUGUACCAAACGCAUCAGCAUUCACCUCCUUGCCUCCCAUGCCAGUGCGCUCAGCCACAGCCCUGCCUGUGGAUCUGCGAUGGACUCCCUACCACUUGGAGAAGACAAAACUCCCGUUCUGCCUUCUCCCCCUCAGCUGCUUGGUGUAGCUGACGUGGCCACCCGCCUUUCUUCCAUCCAUCUGGGCCAGCUUGGGAAGGAGGGGCCUAAGGAAGCCAGGGGACUGGACUGCCCUGUUAGGGAUAUCGGUUCACCUGCAGACCCCCAGCUAGACCUGGGUGAGGCUGAAGAUCUAGAAGAAGAGCUAGUAGAUGGUUUGGAGGACUGCUGCAGCCAUGAUGAGAACGAAGGGGAAGAGGGAGACUCAGAGUGUUCCUCAUUCAGUGCUGUCUCCACCAGCGAGUCAGUAGCAGUGAUCUCUCGGAGCUGUGCGGAGAUUCUGACCAAAUCCCUCUCCACUGAGAAAAUUGUCCGGCCAGCCCUCAUCUACAGCCUCUUUCCCAACGUGCCCCCUACCAUCUAUUUUGGCACCCGGGAUGAGAGAGUGGAGAAACUUCCCUGGGAGCAGAGGAAGCUGCUCCGGUGGAAGAUGAGCACAGUGACCCCCAACAUUGUCAAGCAGACCAUUGGACGGUCCCACUUCAAAAUCAGCAAGAGAAAUGAUGACUGGCUGGGCUGCUGGGGUCACCACAUGAAGUCUCCUAGUUUCCGAUCCAUUCGGGAGCAUCAGAAGCUAAACCACUUCCCAGGUUCCUUCCAGAUUGGGCGAAAGGACCGACUAUGGCGGAACCUGUCUCGCAUGCAGAGCCGCUUUGGCAAGAAGGAGUUCAGCUUCUUCCCCCAGUCCUUCAUCCUGCCCCAGGACGCCAAGCUCCUGCGCAAAGCCUGGGACAGCAGCAGCCGGCAGAAGUGGAUUGUUAAACCACCAGCGUCAGCCCGAGGCAUUGGCAUCCAGGUCAUUCACAAGUGGAGUCAGCUCCCCAAGCGAAGGCCCCUCCUGGUACAGAGGUAUCUACACAAACCCUACCUCAUCAGCGGCAGCAAGUUCGAUCUGCGAAUCUAUGUUUACGUCACCUCCUACGAUCCUCUGCGGAUUUACCUCUUUUCAGAUGGACUCGUCCGCUUUGCCAGUUGCAAGUAUUCCCCUUCCAUGAAGAGCCUUGGCAACAAGUUCAUGCACCUGACCAACUACAGUGUCAAUAAAAAGAAUGCCGAGUACCAGGCCAACGCCGAUGAAACGGCCUGCCAGGGCCACAAAUGGGCACUGAAGGCUUUAUGGAACUACCUGAGCCAGAAGGGAGUCAAUAGUGAUGCCAUCUGGGAGAAGAUAAAGGAUGUUGUCGUCAAAACCAUCAUCUCGUCCGAACCCUAUGUGACCAGCCUGCUGAAGAUGUACGUGCGGCGGCCAUACAGCUGCCACGAGCUCUUCGGUUUUGACAUCAUGCUGGAUGAGAACCUCAAGCCCUGGGUCCUGGAGGUCAACAUCUCCCCGAGCCUCCACUCCAACUCUCCACUGGACAUCAGCAUCAAAGGCCAGAUGAUCCGGGACCUUCUGAACCUGGCAGGCUUUGUUCUGCCCAACGCAGAGGAUGUCGUGUCCAGCUCCAGCAGCUCCGGCAGCUCCAGCGCCAGCCUGCCCAGCUCCCCCAGGGAUAAAUGUCGAAUGGCCCCAGAGCAUUUCACUGCACAGAAGAUGAAGAAAGCCUAUUAUCUGACCCAGAAAAUUCCUGAUCAGGACUUCUAUGCAUCUGUGCUGGAUGUCCUGACGCCAGAUGACGUUCGGAUUCUGGUUGAGAUGGAGGAUGAGUUUUCUCGCCGUGGUCAAUUUGAACGAAUUUUUCCUUCCCGAAUCUCCUCUCGCUAUCUCCGCUUUUUUGAGCAGCCACGAUAUUUCAACAUUCUCACCACCCAAUGGGAACAGAAGUACCAUGGCAACAAGCUCAAAGGAGUAGAUCUGCUUCGGAGUUGGUGCUACAAAGGGUUCCACACGGGAGCCAUCUCUGAUUCUGCUCCAGUGUGGUCUUUCCCAACAUCACUUCUGACCGUCCCAAAGGGGGAUGUGGCCCUCUGUGCUCUCUCCAAAUCAGAGACUGGCAAGCUGGGAAAACACAGCUUCUCCGAGGGAAGCAUACCACUCUCUGAAGACGGGACCAUCCCGAAGCCCAAGAAGACCCAAGCUGGCCUUUCUCCUCUCCCCGAGAAACCCAGUUCUUCCAGGGACAGUGAGGACACCAGCAAAGAGCCCAGCAUCUCCACCCAGAUGUUACCUCUGAUGAAGUACUCUGGGCAGACUUCGAGACUGUCUGCUUCCCCCACCUCCCAGUCAACCGGUGACUCACUCCUGGCUGCUGUGAGCCCAUGACUGGCCUCCCUCCACUCGCCCCUGCCUAGGAGCACCAGUGUUAGCUACCUCAUGGGAACUGGCCGGCCGGCUGGCUGGCCAGCCAGCCUGAGCCCCAGCCCCUUCCUCAAAGUUUUUUUUUUUUUUUUUUUUGAAGUGGUUGAAUUGCAGAGAUGGGUAUCUGGAGGGGUGGUGGGAAUGUGGGAAUGGGGAGAAGGUGAGGAAGGUUCACUGGCUGGUACCUCAUAUCUUCAUAGAGAAGCCACUGAUGGCCACUCAGCCUUAUAAAGCAGGGUUUGGUUUCUAACUUCAGAGAGC